AUGUGGAACCCCCGACCCGCUUAUGGGCCACAUGGUGGCAAUACAAAUGCUGGAUUUCUUCCACCGAUUAAUGCUUAUUCUCAGCAGAAUUCAUCCGCCUACAAUUAUGGAAAUCGGUCGUUUGGUCCUAAUGGGUCUUUCAUGAUGGGUUCAUACUCGAAUAGCAAUGGAUAUUAUCCAGGGCAACGUGGGUCUCAACUCUACGGGCAUGAGCCCAGCCAACCGCGGCCAGCCGUUGGUGGUCGAAUGCCCCCUGUACAAAAUAGUGGAAACUAUCCUUUUGUUCGCGAUGGGAUGUAUGCCCAGAAUCAUCUACAGAGGAAUAAUAGCUUCCUGGGUAAGCCUAUGGCUGGAGAUGGAAAUUUUUCGUAUUCCCAAGGGCAAGGAAACAGUAGCUGGAUCCAGCAGCCUGGACAGAUUCCGAGAAAUGAUAGUUUUAUGGGAGGGCAACAAAACGGGGGCGGGAGUUUUAUGUAUUCCCAAAUGCAACGGAACAGUAGCUGGAUGCAGCCCCCUGGUCAAUUUCCGAGAAAUGAUAGUUUUAUGGGCUCCUCAAAUCUGAUUGGGAGGAACAGCGGUUUUGGCGGUUCGGGACUUCAGAAUGCUGAUAGCUUUGGCGGAGCUGGCUUUAGCCGUUAUGGCAGUAUGAAUGGGAUUCAUUCGUUUGACAGCUUCUACGCAGCGAACCAGCAUCAAGGAAGAGAUUUCUCCGCACCUCCUCCUCCUGGGCAACAGGAGAGACAAGGUCUUGCCUUGCUUCUUCGUAAGCAAAGUGUUCUUCACAAGGGAAGAGAUACUAUUGGAGGUGAGAACCAAAGUAUUGGUCGCCGUAAUGGGGGGCUUACUUUUAAAGGGGUCAUUGAUGACGAACGAUAA
Trypanosoma grayi is the source of this 876-nucleotide messenger RNA. RefSeq lists its product as hypothetical. The record is from RefSeq and is a predicted model, not a curated record. Bases 1 to 876 code for a protein of 291 amino acids. The transcript has a single exon. Lineage: Eukaryota; Euglenozoa; Kinetoplastea; Trypanosomatida; Trypanosomatidae.